GUACAGCAGGGAUCGCCACCACCCCUUACUGGAGCCUCGUGGAGCUUUGGGUGUUUUCGCUUAAUAAACACUCACAACGCCCGGUCUGGGAAUCGAAAUCGCGAUCCUAAAACUGCGUGUCCGCUGCUCAAACCGCCGGGCCAUUGCGUAUAUAUAUACACACACAUUCAGACAGACCUUAUUGAAGCAUUUCGUCGUUUCCGAGUCGGUUUUUUUAAACAUUUCUUUCUUUUCAAAACAAAAUUUCGAUCAACGUAAAUAACGAUGUUAUAAUUCGUCUUUUGAGUUUCUUGGAAGGACGUUUAUUGCUAUUUAAACGAUUUCACUGGAAUCACUGGCUUUUAUAUCGAUAACAGAAUAUCAAAUGACAUUGGCAUCAAAGAAUUGGUUGCAUCGAGGUACAGCAUCUUUUAAAGACUGGAAGGAAAUGUUCUUCGUAGAAUGGAUCUUUGGUGUCUUACAGGAAAAUAGUUCUUUGGAGCCGAGACAAUUUGUAAUACGCAGCAGCAGGUCUCUUCUUCUUCUUCAAGGACUUGAAUGCUUAGGAGAAGACUUUCAUUUGUCAUUCUAACAAUUUGAGAAGAAAUAUAUUUAUUAAGAGCAAUAUGUAAAAAGAAUGGAAAGCAGGAAAAACGACUGUUUAUUGUAGAAAAGAGAAGGGAAAUUAUGGAAGGAAAAUUAUGUAAUAACACGUCUGAAAAGACUGAUGUUGUUUGUGAUUUAAAGGAAGAGGAAGGAGAAUCAUCGUACCAGUGUGAUGUCUGUGAUGAAGCAUUCUCUGAAAGAGAUAGCUUGACUAAGCACAAAUGUAUUCAUGCAGGAGACAGGCCAUUUUCCUGUGAUAUCUGCGGGAGAUCAUUCUCUCGAAAGGCAGACUUAAGCGUUCAUAAACGUAUUCACACAGGAGAAAACCUGUAUCAUUGUCACAUCUGUGGUAAAUCAUUUUUGAUGAACUACAGCCUGACUCAACACAAACGUGUUCAUACAGGAGAGAAACCAUUUAAGUGUGAUAUCUGCGAUAAAUCUUUCGCACAAGGUAGUACCUUAACGAAACACAUACGUAUUCAUACAGGGGAGAAGCCAUACCAGUGUGAUACCUGUGGUAAAUCAUUCACUCAAAGUGAGGGCUUGACUAUGCACAAACGAAUUCAUACAGGAGAGAAGCCAUUUCAUUGCGAUAUAUGUGGUCAAGCUUUCAAUCAGAGCUCUGGCUUAAAUAGACACAAACGUGUUCAUACAGGGAGGAGGCCACAUCACUGUGAUAUUUGUGGUCAAUCAUUUUCUCAUAGCAAUUCUUUAAAAACUCACAAACGCACUCAUACAGGUGAGAAACCGUAUCAUUGUGACACCUGUGGUAAAUCAUUUUCUCGUUUAAAUUCUUUAACUUGUCACAAACGCAUCCACACAGGUGAUAAGCCGUACUACUGUGACACCUGUGGUAAAUCAUUCCAUGAAUCUGUUCAUUUAAUUAUACACAGCCGUAUGCAUACAGGUGAGAAACCAUAUCACUGUGACAUCUGUGGAAUGUCGUUCUCCGUAAGCUCUAACUUGACUAAACACAAGCGUACACAUACAGGUGAGAAGCCAUACCGUUGUGACACCUGUGGUAAAUCAUUUUCUGCAGCUGAUUACUUGAAAUAUCACAAACGUAUUCAUACAGGUGAGAAGCCAUAUAGCUGUGAUACCUGUGGUAAAUCAUUCUCUUUAAAUUGCGUUUUAACUAAGCACAAGCGUGUUCAUUCAGGGGAGAAGCCCUUUCAUUGUGACACCUGUGGUAAAUCAUUCUCUACAGGUAGUUACUUGACUAUUCACAAACGUAUUCAUACUGGGGAAAAAACAUAUCAUUGUGAUACCUGUGGUAAAUUAUUCUCUUAUAAAAGCAAAUUGGUUAAGCACAAACUCACCCAUACAGGUGAGAGCAUAUCGUGACACCUGUGGUAAAUCAUUCUCACAUGGGAGUGAAUUAACAAAACACCUGUUCAUACAGGUGAGAAGCCAUAUCAUUGUGAUACCUAUCGUAAAUUAUUCUCUUUUAGAAAUAACUUGGUUAAGCACAAGCAUACCCAUACAGGUGAGAACCAUGUUCUGAAUUCUGUUGCAAAUCCUCACAUGGGAGGGCAUUAACAAAACACUUGUUCAUACAGGUGAGAAGCCAUAUCAUUGUGAUACCUGUGGUAAAUCAUUCUCUCCAGAUUAUAACUUCACUAAACAUGUAUGUAUUCAUACAGAAUCUUAACAAACAGUAUCGCUUGCAAAUAUUGCCACAUGGCCAGCCCACAUGUGGAUGGGAGGUAAAUCUGUUACAUCAACCCCAUUACUUGACUAAUACUUAUACUAUUGACCCCAAAAGGAUGAAACAUAAAGUUGACCUUGGUGGAAUUUGAACUGAGAACAUAAAGUGAUUACCUAUUUCUUUAUU
Octopus sinensis (East Asian common octopus) is the source of this 2419-nucleotide messenger RNA. Its product is annotated as zinc finger protein 239-like. The coding region runs from base 667 to 1929 and encodes 420 amino acids. Gene Ontology annotation, biological process: negative regulation of transcription by RNA polymerase II. The transcript is spliced from 2 exons. NCBI's taxonomy places the organism in Eukaryota, Metazoa, Mollusca, Cephalopoda, Octopoda, Octopodidae. Gene Ontology annotation, molecular function: DNA-binding transcription repressor activity, RNA polymerase II-specific. The record is from RefSeq and is a predicted model, not a curated record.